Messenger RNA from Oryza sativa Japonica Group (Japanese rice), 1273 nucleotides. Its product is annotated as SKP1-like protein 5. Gene Ontology annotation, molecular function: cullin family protein binding. Lineage: Eukaryota; Viridiplantae; Streptophyta; Magnoliopsida; Poales; Poaceae. The record is from RefSeq and is a predicted model, not a curated record. Gene Ontology annotation, cellular component: nucleus; cytoplasm. Gene Ontology annotation, biological process: SCF-dependent proteasomal ubiquitin-dependent protein catabolic process.
UACAACCACUAUCACCAGCUUAGCUACGUAGUAUUUUCCAAGCUUUCUGGUUGAUUAGCGUCGGAUCUAUCAAUCAAAACUUUGCUUCCGGCGGCUUCGACCACCAAGCCACCCAACCAUCGACGAGCAAUGGCAGUGAUAGCAGACAGUGGUGACAACGGCGAAAAAAUGAUCCUCCUGAUCAGCUCGGACGGCGAGCGUUUUGAGCUAUCGGAGGCGGCGGCGAGUCAGUCAAAGACGUUGUCCCAUACAAUCGAGGAUGACUGCACCGAUAAUGGGGUUCCUGUUGUUCUCCUCCCCAACGUCACCGCCAUCGUUCUCGCCAAGGUGGUCGAGUACUUCAACAAACACGCCGCCGUAAACCCCAAGGCCUCCGCCACCGACAGCUCCACGAAGACCUCUGCCCCUAAGGCUAGCAAGGAGGAGCUCAAGAGCUUCGAUGCCAAGUUCGUCAACGUCGAUAAGACGAUGCUGGUUGGCUUGAUUUUGGCUGCAAACUACUUGAAUGUGAAGGACCUACUAGAUCUGACCUGCCAGCAUGCCGUGGACUUGAUCAAAGACAUGACGCUGGAGCAGGUCAGGGAGGUGUUCAACAUCGUCAACGACUUCACGCUAUAGGAGGAGGCGGAGGUCCGUAAGGAGAAUGCUUGGGCCUUUGACGAUUAGAUCAUCGUAGUUGGAUGAUUUAAGGCACUUGUUACACAUAUUACUUGAGACUUACUUAGCAUGGGUAUGAUUUAGUAUCCACGUUGAUUAUUCUCUGUAUUAUCUUCUUGGUAACCGUUUGGACUCCUAAUUUAGUUUUUUACUUUGUAAGUAUCCGUUUAGUCGAAACUAUAAACUUGCAUGCUCUUCUUGGCUUUGAUUGGAGCCUUUGAUAUAUCUUAAAAGAAAUAAGAAAAAAACUGACAACUGAAAGUCCAAUCUAAUAUUCUAUUCUUAAAUCCUCGCAAAGAAAUAUUCUAAUCUUGAAGACAGUAUGACUUUUUCUAAAUAAAAACAGUACAAUUUUAAUGGCCCACCAAUCUAAUCUAACAAAGUACCUCUAACUGGCUAGCCUAGAGAGCAGCCCAAAGAAUACAACACAGAUUUCUGGCUUUACCCCAGCCUGAGCCUCAAGUUCUUCCGGUACAUCACUCAGAGACCAUGGUGCUUUGGCAAAUGCCCGACACUACUACGAAAUCCAUUUUUCGUGACGGCCAUUUUGGGUUUUCGCUGGCGGAAUUUGAAACCGCCACAAAGGGCCAGUGAAAAUCAAGAUCUUCGCUAACGG